AAUCAUAAAAGGGUUGUAGCUGAAUAGAAAUGUGUUGAUCUUACUUUUUCGGGAAGCAAACUUUGACUUUUGUUUAUAUAGCUCAAUAACCUUGAAUUGGAUUCGUACCAACUAUUUUGUUUCCAAACCAUCACUUCCAAGCAUGGGUGUUAGUAGCUAUUUAAAAGGAAUAUACCGUAAAGUUUCUGGUAAAAAGAAACCCGAGAAAGAUGAAAAGCAAAGUGGCUUGGAUGAUCUCAAACAGGAGCUGGAUAUGGAUGAGCACAAAAUAUCUCUUGAGGAGUUGUAUUCUCGAUUAUCUACCGAUCCUGAAAAUGGUCUGAAAAGUGAAGAUGUCAAGGUUCGAUUAGAGCGUGAUGGACCGAAUGCAUUAACACCACCAAAAACAACUCCAGAAUGGGUAAAAUUCUGCAAAACACUCUUUGGUGGAUUUUCAAUGCUUCUUUGGAUUGGUGCUAUUCUUUGCUUUAUCGCGUAUGGAAUUCAAAGAAGUUCGGGUGAUGACGAUACAAAGGAUAAUUUGUAUCUUGGUAUCGUCUUGUCAGCUGUGGUUGUGAUUACCGGUUGUUUUUCGUAUUAUCAAGAGUCGAAAUCAUCACGUAUCAUGGAUUCAUUUAAAAAGAUGGUUCCACAAACUGCUCUUGUAAUACGAGAUGGUAAAAAGAUUGAAAUCGAAGCACAAUAUUUAGUCGUAGGCGAUAUAACUGAAGUGAAAUUUGGUGAUCGUGUUCCAGCAGAUAUACGCAUUAUUACAGCUAGUUCAUUCAAGGUGGAUAAUUCUGCAUUGACUGGUGAAUCUGAACCGCAGUCACGUACACCAGAGUUUACAAAUGACAAUCCCUUGGAAACGAAAAAUUUGGCUUUUUUCUCAACAAAUGCUGUAGAUGGCACAUGUCGUGGUAUUGUUAUCUGUACAGGUGAUCGAACUGUAAUGGGUCGUAUUGCGAACUUAGCCUCUGGUUUAGAGCUUGGCGAAACUCCAAUACACAAGGAAAUCAGUCAUUUUAUUCAUAUAAUCACAGCAGUUGCGGUGUUUCUUGGCGUUUCAUUUUUCAUUAUUGCUUUCAUUUUGGGAUAUCAUUGGCUUGAAGCUGUCAUCUUUUUGAUUGGUAUUAUUGUCGCAAAUGUCCCUGAAGGUCUUUUGGCUACCGUUACGGUAUGCUUAACACUGACUGCUAAACGCAUGGCUAGUAAAAAUUGUCUGGUAAAGAAUUUAGAAGCAGUUGAAACUCUUGGUUCAACAAGUACUAUCUGUUCCGAUAAAACUGGUACACUGACACAGAAUCGUAUGACUGUAGCUCAUAUGUGGUUUGAUAACACAAUUUUCGAUGCCGACACAACAGAAGAUCAGUCAGGUACAAGUUUCGAUAAGUCUUCUCCAACAUGGACAGCUUUAUCUUGUAUUGCCAUGUUAUGCAGCCGGGCGGAAUUCAAAGCAGGGGAAGAAGAGAAGCCUGUUUUGAAGAGAGAGUGUAACGGUGAUGCUUCAGAAUCUGCAAUACUCAAGUGUACUGAACUUUGUGUUGGCAAUGUCAGUGAUUAUAGAAGUAGAAAUCCUAAAAUUUUGGAAAUUCCAUUUAACUCAACAAAUAAAUAUCAGGUCCAUCUGGAGUCCUGUCUUCGUUGCCAGCCUCUUCAGCCAGUUUGUUGGUUUUCGCCUCUAUCCAUUCACGAAACUGAUGAUGACGAUGAUCGUUUAUUGUUAGUAAUGAAAGGUGCACCUGAACGUAUUCUUGAUCGAUGUGGAACAAUUCUAAUCAAUGGUAAAGAAGAAGUCAUGGAUGAUACAAAACGUGAACAGUUCAACACAGCCUAUUUAGAAUUAGGUGGAAUGGGUGAAAGAGUACUUGGAUUCUGUGAUUAUCGUUUACCAGCUGAAACUUAUAAUAAGGACUAUGAUUUCAACGUUGAUGAACCAAACUUCCCAACCACUGGACUACGUUUUGUCGGCCUAAUGUCUAUGAUUGACCCACCUAGAGCAGCUGUACCAGAUGCAGUUGCUAAAUGUCGAUCAGCUGGUAUCAAAGUUAUCAUGGUAACUGGUGAUCAUCCAAUAACGGCAAAAGCUAUUGCUAAAGGUGUUGGAAUCAUAUCAGAGAGUUCAAAAACUGUAGAAGAUAUUGCAGUUGAAAAAGGUGUUGAAGUCCAUGAGGUUAAUCCACGUGAAGCAAAUGCCUGUGUUAUUCAUGGAUCAGAUUUACGUGAAAUGACACCAGCACAAAUCGAUGACAUUCUAUUGAAUCACUCAGAAAUUGUAUUCGCUCGUACUAGUCCCCAACAAAAAUUGAUUAUAGUUGAAGGAUGUCAACGACAAGGUGCAAUUGUUGCUGUGACAGGCGAUGGUGUAAAUGAUAGUCCAGCUCUUAAACAAGCAGAUAUUGGUGUUGCUAUGGGUAUAGCUGGUAGCGAUGUAAGCAAACAAGCUGCAGAUAUGAUUUUAUUGGAUGACAAUUUCGCCUCUAUUGUAACUGGUGUUGAAGAAGGUCGUCUUAUUUUUGAUAAUUUGAAGAAAUCAAUUGCAUAUACACUGACAUCGAAUAUCCCGGAAAUCACACCAUUUUUAAUAUAUAUUAUCGUUGGUAUUCCGCUACCAUUAGGUACUAUUACAAUUCUAUGCAUCGAUCUUGGUACCGAUAUGAUUCCAGCUAUCUCUUUAGCCUAUGAAGAGGCUGAAUCAGAUAUUAUGAAACGUAUGCCACGUGAUCCUUUACACGAUCGGUUGGUCAAUGAACGUUUAAUUGCUAUGGCAUAUGGUCAAAUUGGUAUGAUUCAAGCACUUGGAGGAUUCUUUGUUUAUUUUGUAAUUAUGGCUGAAAAUGGAUUUUGGCCAAGAAAAUUAAUAGGUAUCAGAAAAGAUUGGGAUUCAAAAGCUGUCAAUGCAUUGGCUGAUUCUUAUGGACAAGAAUGGACUUACAGUCAACGUAAACGCUUGGAGUACACUUGCCAUACAGCAUUUUUUGCUGCUAUUGUAAUUGUUCAAUGGGCUGAUUUAAUCAUUUGUAAGACACGUCGAAAUUCAGUCUUUCAACAAGGAAUGUGGAAUCAGUAUUUGAAUUUCGCCUUAUAUUUUGAAACAGCACUAGCUUUAUUCCUUUCUUAUUGUCCAGGUUUAGACACAGCCUUGCGUAUGAUGCCUUUAAGGUUCACGUGGUGGCUUCCAGCUUUACCGUUUUCCAUAUUGAUUUUUGUGUAUGAUGAAACAAGAAGAUAUCUAAUUCGAAAAUCUCCUCCAGGUUCAUGGAUAGAAAGAGAAACCUACUAUUAAAAUACAUAAUAGACUAAUAUAAUGAAUGCCCUAUCUGUUGCAUGUGUGUGCAUGUGCAUAGGCAUAAUUUAGAAGAAGACCAGCACAUUCAUGCACAGACGCACACACAUGUGUCGGCUCAUUUCCCAUGAAAUUACAUCGAAGAUUAUAAAAUUGACUUUUCCCCCGUUUUUUCUUUCCGGUUCUUACUUUCUUUAAUCUUAUUUUUUCAUGUUAUUUAUAAACUACUUAUUGAGUAAUAAUUUUUUGAUUGUCAAACGUAAAGCCUAUUAUAAUCUAUAUAGCUGAAUGAAUGUAUAAAUACAUCCAUCUACAUGAAUAUGGAUUUAAGCGCCAGUCAGUUAACAUUUUCCAGCCAUAUACAACACAUAUGCAAUAAUACACCCUUAACUUACAUAACUUAUUUGUGAUUUCAAUUUUUGUUUAUUCUCUGUUUAAUUUAUUAGAGGAGUAGAUAUGUAAAAAGAAAAACUCAACAAAUAUAAUUGCCUGAGAGUGUUGUUCUUCAUAAA
Molecule: messenger RNA, 3777 nt
Organism: Trichobilharzia regenti
Lineage: Eukaryota; Metazoa; Platyhelminthes; Trematoda; Strigeidida; Schistosomatidae
Source: the annotation of a GenBank genome assembly